GUUAAUUUCUAAUUUUGAAAAAUUAAUAAACGAAAAACAAGCGCAUUGUUCGCAUUAAUUAUUUUGUAUAAAAUAAAAUAAUAAGUUUACUGUUAACUAAUAAAUAUUAAAUAAUUGUUAACCUAUUUUAUUAAGUAUUCAUUGCGGGAGGCGUGAACAAUUUUUUUUAUUGGGAGGCUUGAAUGAAAAAAGUUUGGGAACCGCUGACUUAUACCAUAGAUUAUAUAUAUAGUAUAGUGAUAGUAUAUUUAAUCCAUAGACCUCAUACAAAUAAACACGAAACUAAUAUGAUAAACUAGUAAAGUCUGAUUCAAUCUAUGUUAAUAAUUACCAAUUUCACAUUUUAAAACAAGUUGACAGGACAGGUAAUCAAUUUUUUUUUUAUCAACUAAUAUCAUAAUAUGUAAAUAAUGUUAUCACUAGUUACAAAAUGACCUGAAUCGAUUACUUAUUAAUUUUUAAUACGUUGUAAACUUGUAAUUUGUAUUUUUUAAUUGUGACUUAUUAGUUGUAUUAUUUACCCUGUGAGUUGUAACAUUUUAUUAUCACUAUUCACCGUAUCUAUAACCAUAUUUAUUAUAACCUAAUUUUUAAUAUUUAAAAUAACUAGUUACUUACCUACUUAAUAAGCUACAUUCAUAAUAUUUUUUAGUUAGUAAUAAAACUUUUUAAAAUGGCUUUUCAUAGUAAAGUAGUUUUGAUUACUGGUGCCAGUUCAGGAAUUGGUGCAGCUACUGCACUCCACUUCUCUAAGUUGGGUGCAAAACUUGCACUUACUGGGCGUAAUCUCUUCAAUUUACAAAACAUAGCCGAUCAAUGUGAAAAACUCGGUACAUCUAAGCCAUUUGUAAUUGCUGGUGAUUUAACAAAUGAAGACGACACUAAACGUAUUUUGGAUUCGACUAUAGCUCAUUAUGAUCAAUUAGAUGUUUUGGUGAAUAAUGCAGGUAUUUUAGAAAAUGGAACUAUCGAGUCUACAUCCCUUAAUCAGUAUGAUCGAAUAAUGAAUACCAAUGUAAGAUCUAUUUACCAUCUGACUAUAUUAGCCGUGCCUCAUUUAAUCAAGACCAAAGGUAACAUAGUCAAUGUAUCCAGUGUAAAUGGAAUACGAUCAUUUCCAAACGUUUUGGCGUACUGUAUGUCGAAAUCAGCUGUAGAUCAGUUUACAAAAUGUGUGGCAAUCGAACUAGCACCAAAGGGUGUCCGAGUGAACAGUGUUAACCCUGGAGUCGUUGUCACAAAUCUGUUAACCAGACAUGGUAUGAGUGAACAAGAUUAUUUACAAUUUUUGGAAAAAACUAAAUUCACACAUGCCUUAGGAAGGCCUGGUAAGGCUACAGAAGUUGCCAAAGCCAUUGCAUUUUUAGCUAGUGAUGACGCUAGUUUUACAACUGGUGAUUCGCUAUUAGUUGAUGGUGGAAGACACGCUUUGUGUCCAAGAUAAAUAUGUUUUCUUAUAUGAUAUACUUAAAACUUUUUAAACAUUUUUAAUUGAUGUUUAUUUUUUUGUAUACCUAAUACAAUUUCCAAUUUAUAUAAUAUAUAUCAUUGAUUAAUUAUUAUAAGACAAGUUCAAAAACCGAUUUAGUUUAUUAAUAUAAUAAGCAAUUUAUCUAUUCCUAUUACAUUUAGAUUGCAUCUACAAAAAAAAUAAAUGCUUACAAAGAUAUUCCAAUUAUAUUGUAAAAAAAUGUAUUGUGUUGUAAUGGGUAAAUAGAUAGUUAAUUAUACGUUCCAACCCUGGUAGGUAUAAUAUAAAUAUUGUUAGUAGGUAGGUAGGUUGUUAAUUAUUUAAAAAUUCCCAUUGAUUUUAUUGUAUACCUACAUAAUAUGGUCAUAUAGAUAUAGGUACAUACUUAUUGAGUUGCCCUGUUUUGUGAUAUGUUUAUUUAUAAUAAUGGGUACUAAUGUACCAAUAUUGUUUUUGUGUGAUUUAUCUAUAAUCAUUUAUAAACUCAGAUUUUUAUACAUAUUUUCAUCUUUUUUAGUAAAUUUUUCAAAACUGUAUAAUUAUACUUAUCCAUAGAAUUUAAUUCACAACUUUAUUAUAAUUAUUAUUAUAUAUUUUAUCAUUUUUCCAUGCACAAUAUCUCGAAAAUACAACUUAAGUAUUUUAAAUACAUUUAACUAAUCAAGUACUUAAACAUUUUAUUAUUGAUAUUAUACACAUAGUCUUACUAAUCUAAUUAAAUAGUAGAAUUGGAAUAGGAAGUUAUAAACCAUAUAAUUUGCCUGUGGAAUAAGUACCACAUAAAUUAUUUGACAGCAGCGAGUGCGAGUAUUUUCACCCAGAAAUGUAAUUUAUACCUACUUAUACCAAGCUUUCGAUGUAAACAAACCGCAAUAAAACAAGUAGAUACCCAUAUCAAAAUGUUAUCAAAUCCAUAAAUAUAAUAGGUACCUAUGUAUGCUAUACUUACGUAUAAUAUAAAUUAAUUAGUAUUAGUACUUAAGUACCUCCCUACUCGUAUAUCAGAUACCUAAGUACGUGUUUUUGUUCAACCUGUAUCCACUAACGUGAACCUAUAGGCAAUUAAACAUAACAAAAAAUUUAACUACGACCCUACGUAAUACAAUAUUUUAAUCGUUUUAGUGUGUAUACAGUUUGAUUGAAAGUAAAAUAAGGUAAGAUCAGCUUUAGAAUUGUACUUUUAUUAAUAAAUACUUGAAAUAUUUUGUUAGGAAAAAAAUUCUAGAAACAUACAUUUAUACCUAUCUAAUCUAUGUUUAUAACGAUUGAUUACCUACUUAUAUUAUUUUAAUUGUCAAUCAUUAUGUAGUUCCUUGAAAUUGUGAUUCUUCUGAAAAAUAUUGUUUUAUCUGAGCAAUACGUAAUCAGACACAUAUUUGUUUGAGACAUGCAGUGAUUAUAUAAUUUUAUAUUUUAUACAGAUGUAAACAAAGUAAAUAUAUUGCCUUGCGAAAGUAUAUUCUGUUAUAAAAUAAAGGCCUCAUAAUCAUAUAACAGGUCUUAUUACAACCAAUGUUAUUCGCUAGAUUACUAAGUAGUUAGGUACCUACUUACUAGGUAAUCAAAAUUAAAAUGAUUGUCAUUUCUGUUAAAAUUCUAUUUAAAUUAGACCAUUAAACAGGGUGUGACCUAAUUUAUGGUGUUUAUAAUAUUGAUGGAUGUAGGUAUUUAGGUACCUAGAGUUUCAUAAUAUUACAAAAUUUAAAGUAAUUUUA
This is a messenger RNA of Cinara cedri, 3186 nucleotides long. NCBI's taxonomy places the organism in Eukaryota, Metazoa, Arthropoda, Insecta, Hemiptera, Aphididae. The record is from the annotation of a GenBank genome assembly.